Molecule: messenger RNA, 438 nt
Organism: Penicillium bovifimosum
Lineage: Eukaryota; Fungi; Ascomycota; Eurotiomycetes; Eurotiales; Aspergillaceae
Exons: 2
Coding region: 1-438 (145 amino acids)
Source: RefSeq, a predicted model, not a curated record
AUGAAGACCAACUCCAUCGCUCUCGUCCUGGCUACUGCCACUUCCGCCCCUCGCGGUUCCCACCCCUACCUUGAAGCCUCUGGAGCUCACGGGGCUCAACGCCGGAAUCUACACCACCAGCCUCCCGCAGACUGCCCUCAAAUAAACUUGAAUGAUACUAAGCGCUCAUACAGGUCAAUUGGUAUGGCUGGCAACAAGACUUACAACUGCACCGACAAGGCAUACCAGCUUCACCUCCCAAAUGGCAUCUACAAUGUUGAUCACUUCGAUUUCGGUGUCUCCCGUGCGGAUGGCUCUGCAACUGGACGGGCCACGCUGAAGGACGGCGGCGGGUGGAAAUGCAAGAAGCAGGAGGCUCCUUUGGAGCAGUGUAACUGGGAUGGUACCUUCUAUCUCGAUGUUGUGCCGUCUGGAAUCCCGUCUGCUCGAUCUGUUUGA